UCUAGUUGCCUCUCCAUGGCUGCUGCUAUUCCAUCUUCUACUUCUCACCCUGCUUUUGGCGUCGCCACGGCACCUCCAGAGUCCGGGAUGAGAUCGAGUCAGAUGACGUGGGAGGUGGAGGGGGUGGUGGCUAUAUAGCUGCCUGUUCACGCCACACCACCAUCUCCUCCUCUUCUGCUUCUCUCUGUCUCCACCACCACCACCACCACCUCUUCUUCUUCCUCCGCCGCCUGCCGGCGGAACCAAGAUGCCGACCAUCAAAAUCAAGGUGGACCUAGAAUGCUGCCGCUGCUAUACCAAGAUCCAGAAGGUGCUCACCAGGAUCCAAGAGAAGGGUGAGUUCUGCAUCGACGAUAUCGAGUACGACGAGAAGAACAACAAGGUGAUCGUCACGGGGCCCUUCGACCCGGACAAGCUCGCCGACAAGCUCUGCUGCAAGGCCUGCAAGAUCAUCAAGGAGAUCGAGAUCGUGGAGCCCCCGCCCCCGCCGCCGCCCAAGGAGCCGGAGCCGCCCAAGAAGGAGGAGCCCAAGCCCCCGCCGCCGGAGCCGAAGGAGAAGCCGGCCCCGCCGCCGCCGGCGAAGGUCGACCCCCCACCGCCCCCGAAGGAGGAGCCCCCGCCGCCGCCGCCCCCCAAGGAGGAGCCCCCUCCUCCGCCGCCGCCCAAGCAGGAGCCCGCCCCGCCGCCGCCGAAGGUGGUGGAGGUCCCCUACCCGUGGCCGUACCCGUACCCGUUCCCGGCGUGGCCGGCCGAGUGCUGCUGCCACCACGGGCACGGCGGGUGCCACUGCUGCUCCUGCGGCAAGGCCCCCGAGGCCCCGCCGCCGCCCCCGCCGCAGCCGCAGUACAUCCCGAUGCCGCAGUACGUGCCGCAGCCGUACCCCUGCGGCGGCGGCGGCUACCGGAUCGUCUGCGAGGAGGACCCCUCCUACGCCUGCGCCAUCAUGUGAUCAUCACAUCCCAAACCAGAGCAUUACUGAUUAGCGUGCCCUCAGUUACCUACCACUCUACCCUCUCCAGCGUGAGAUAAAAUUAAGGAGGCCCAAUUUAUGAAGGUUCAAAACUCAAAGAGCUGACAUGCCGCACCGUAAGCAAGCUUUAAGUACUACAUGUCAUGGCGCCCUAGAGCGCAAUGGAGAGAACGCUUGGCAAUGGUAUUACAUAAAUAUGUGUGAGCAUCAAAUAAUAUAAACCUAGCUACCUAAGCUUUUGAGGGUAGCAAUUAGCAU
Messenger RNA from Panicum virgatum (switchgrass), 1228 nucleotides. Its product is annotated as protein PYRICULARIA ORYZAE RESISTANCE 21-like. Gene Ontology annotation, biological process: regulation of defense response to fungus. The record is from RefSeq and is a predicted model, not a curated record. The coding region runs from base 248 to 949 and encodes 233 amino acids. The transcript is spliced from 3 exons. Lineage: Eukaryota; Viridiplantae; Streptophyta; Magnoliopsida; Poales; Poaceae.